This is a messenger RNA of Penaeus chinensis, 2217 nucleotides long. RefSeq lists its product as uncharacterized. The record is from RefSeq and is a predicted model, not a curated record. The transcript has 2 exons. The coding region runs from base 1038 to 2201 and encodes 387 amino acids. NCBI's taxonomy places the organism in Eukaryota, Metazoa, Arthropoda, Malacostraca, Decapoda, Penaeidae.
AGUCCACUUCUACUGAAAUGGCAAGGACUCCUCUAAGCGAAAAUCUUUGUGAAUACGAGCCCGCAUCGCAGCGCAUAGGACAGAAAAUACAAUAGAGACGGUGGGAAAACGAACGUUAGAACACUUUCGCGACUGUCAGUAGUGCUUUCUAAGAUCGACCACGAAACGUUUUCGGAAUCCUCUGAAACUACUUGUGACCAAAUCCAACUGUAUAGUAACGCGUCUUGUAAUUUUAUCAGGAGCAGAAACAAGUUGAUUUAUACGUCUCCAUGACAGCGCAUGACGGUGACGCGAAUUUGAAGCCCCGCCAAGUUCGGGCGAGUUGGGCGGGCUGUGAGCACGCGUGUGUUCUGGUGUAAGGAAGCCGCGACCAAACGCGUUCGGCAGUUCGUGUGUAGAGACCGUGGGGAAAGGGAGGGGCUGUCCGUUACAUGAUGGCUGUCGUGAAAGACAUGUUUACGUAUACUGCACCUGGAAUUAUUUGAGAAUAUGUAUACAUAUUUUUAGAAAAUGAGCGCAAAAGUGAAAUGAAACUGAUUUUUUUUGGUGUUUGUUUUACGUUCACAUUCAUUUUACUAUUAUUAUUAUUUUUUUUUUACUGAAUGAAUUGCAUAGUGCAUGAGCGAGGAAUAAAACCCGCCGGUGCACAGUAAGCGUGUGUAGUGUUGAAGGAGGAGAGUGAGCACGUGUAGACUUGGCCGGUACGACAGCUGGGCGUGCGGGUUGAGGUGGGCCAGGCACGGCGAGGGUUCGGGGUGCUGACACAACCCUCGUCCUAGACGGGGAACCGGAAUGGUGCCCUUCUGCCCUGUCACAGCGGUCAGGAGACAGCUGAGGCCAGGAUGUUAAUCUGUCUCUGACACCAGACCCGGAGCAUGCAGUACUGCAUGAAGACUUGUUAGCGUAAGCGACGACAGCGAGUCGUGCAGACACAGUGCCGAGCAAAACAUAUCAGAGGGCAGCGGAGAUUAGCUUGGGGAAGGUCGCGCCGAGGUUUGGAUGCCCUACCGUACUAAGAGCGCCUGUGAGGUGGCACCAUGUCCUGGGUAGUGGACGUGUCACGGUGCCUUGGCCUCAUGGACGUGGGUUCCCGCGACGUGGGCAGGAGGGGUCCGGGACCCUCGGCGCCCCUGCGACGUCACGCCAAGUCUUCCACCUGGCUGCUGGGGUCGCCCCUCAGCCGGGGGUCGUCUCAGGGAACUGCCGCUAAGAAGCGGCUGCACCGAAGCGGGUCUCGAUCCACGCCCUGCCUGAGCCACGACGUGGUGCCGUCGCCCAAGAAGAAGCAGCACUCAGUGGACAUCCUGGGCGGCCGGGGCUCGCUCAACUCCACGCCAGGCAACUCCAGCGUGGACAGUCUGGACACCGACCCCCCUCACCUGCAGCCCCCUUCGUCGCCGGCGCCGGGCUCUUCGCCAGGGAGGGCCGGCGCCCUCGUCAUGACUUACGAACCACGACCUCGUGCGAACCUGGCCAGGUCGUGCGAGGUCCUGGGGUCUCCUGAGGCAGAGAAGUCGAUCGAUUCUCAGAAGCAGUUUGCCACCGAGACCCCUGCCCGCGCCCGGAGUGUCACCCGCCUGGACUGCAGCGUCAAUUACUCUGACAGUCCGCCUCUAGUGCCACCCACACCCACCAGCGCCAAAGACUCCCCCAGGGGCGUGUUCCUGGAGGCUCGUGACACGCUGGUGAGCCGUCUUCUCGGCGCCGGCAGCCGAGGGCCGCCGCUCCCUGACACAGAGCACCCGACCCGCGUGUUCCGGGCAAGGCACAGGUUCGCCCGCUCUGACCACUGUCUGAACCACCCUCCGCCUCAGCGCCGCGUGUCGCACCACUCCGUCACGAGGAGCCGAGAGCCCUCGGUGAGCGGCGUGGGCGCCAGAAGUCGUUCGGAACACGCUCUUAUCCGACCUUCGUGGUCAGGGAGCACCCAUGGCGACGAGAGGUCCUCCAUCAGCGACUGGUCGGUGUGGGCACAGGACCUGCUGGACUCUCUCCACCAAAUGAACGGCCACGCCACCAGGAAGGCCUCUUCCUCGUCCUGCUUAGCCUCUACUUCCUCCACGCUAACUUCCAGAUCUUCCACUAUGGCCUCCGCUUCCUCCACUGUGUUUUCACAUUCCACGUCGACCUCGUCCACUCGGAUGCCCAUGAUAUCACGUUCGAGGGGCAGUAGCGGAGGCUCAAUAGAUACCCAGCUAUGAUGGUCCUGCUGCCGCU